Messenger RNA from Closterium sp. NIES-67, 1626 nucleotides. The record is from the annotation of a GenBank genome assembly. Lineage: Eukaryota; Viridiplantae; Streptophyta; Zygnematophyceae; Desmidiales; Closteriaceae.
UGCAACGAUGGAAUUACUGAAGGAGUUCCAAGACAUUCUUCCUGACGAUCUUCCGAACGAGCUACCGCCAUACCGAACGCAUCAACACGAGAUCGUGGAGGAACCGGGUUCGAAGCCGACCUUCCGAGCACCAUACCGGCUCAGCCCUACGGAGCUGACUGACAUGAAAAAACAGAUCGAGUAUCUCCUAGCCAAAGGACUCAUCCGGCCAUCCACUUCGCCGUACGGUGCUCCAGUACUCUUCACACCGAAACCAGACGGAAGCCUGCGCAUGUGCAUCGACUACCGAGCUCUUAACAAGCAGACCAUCAAGAAUAAAUAUCCGAUACCGCGAAUCGAUGACCUGCUUGACCAGCUUCGAGGAGCUACGGUAUUUUCCAAACUGGAUCUACGGUCCGGAUACUGGCAGAUACGGAUGGCGGACAACUCUAUCCACAAAACUGCUUUUCGAACUCGGUACGGAUCGUACGAGUAUUUGGUAAUGCCGUACGGACUCACCAACGCGCCGGCAACAUUCCAAGCCGAAAUGAACCACAUUCUACGACCACUUCUGGACGAAUGCGUGGUGGUGUACCUGGACGACAUACUCAUCUACUCGCGCGACAUGAAGCAGCACGUCGAACACCUGCGACGCGUCUUCGAAAUUCUUCGUUGGGAACGAUUCUACGUCAAACUGUCCAAGAGCGAAUUCGCCCUUGAAAAGGUCCAAUUCCUAGGGCACAUGGUGAGCGCUCAAGGAGUUCACGUCGACCCCAAGAAAAUCGAGGCCUUCCUAGGCUUCGCUAAUUACUACAACAGGUUUGUGCCACAAUAUGCGAAAAUCGCAGCACCACUCACGAAUCUGCUGAAGAAGAACACGCCCUAUAAAUGGGAACCAAAGCACCAGGAAGCCGUGGAGCAGCUGAAACAAGCACUCACGUCCGCACCGGUACUCAUCUUGCCAGAUCCCGAACGCGACUACGUAAUCGAAGCUGACGCCAGCGACCAGGCAGUGGGGGCAGUCUUAAUGCAAGACCAGGGGAAUGGACUGCAACCAAUCGCCUACCUCAGCAAGAAACUACACGGAGCAGAACUAAACUACCCGAUACACGACAAAGAGGCCCUUGCCAUCGUCAUCGCCUUUAAAGCGUGGAUAUGUUAUCUCGAAGGACGAAGAACAACCGUCUACACCGACCACUGCAGCCUGAAAUACUUGAAGACACAACCCAAUCUUUCCAGGCGGCAGGUCCAGUGGAUCGACUUCCUCGAGACACGCUUCCACUACAACAUCGUGUACAAGCCCGGCCACAAAAACAAAGCAGACGCUCUCAGCCGGCCUGCACACGUCACUCCUGUUACCUUCCGCUUACGCCUGCCAGCUACCUGGAAGAUUCACAACGCCUUCCAUGUUCAGCUUCUGAAGCCCUACCGGGAUCCGAACACGAUCUUCGUCGGAUGCCAACCGCCGCUGCCGCCGCCCGUCCUCGUCCACAAUGAACCCGAGUACGAGGUCGAGUCCGUGCUAGCACACCGCCGACGUCAGAAUGGCACCAUGGAGCUUCUCAUCCGUUGGAAGGGUUAUGAUCCUUCUGAGGACAACUGGGUCCCUGCGUCCGACUUGGGAUAAGAUAAACCUGGUUACCUGAU